AUGACUAAAUAAUUGGUUUUCUUCACUUUAACUCUGCUUUUAGCUACUUAGUGCUUUGCUUUUGUUAACAUCAGAGGUUUUAAGUCGCUUUAGGAUGUUUCAUAGUGCAAAUUACCAUGCUAUGAUAUAAUUGACUAAGUAAUGCCUGGAGCUAUCUUAGGUAUGAACUAUAAGUAUUCUGGUUCCAGCUACUAGAGGUGGUUUGAAAAAAGCAACAUAAAUUAUUGUUGCGAAUAAAAGAAAACUUAUGAUUUCCUAGAUGGAAUGAUAGUACCUGAUUUUAUGGAAGUUGAGAAAGCUAAUUUUGUCGAUUAGGAAUAAAUUACAUCUGAAAUAUCUCCUGCUCCUAAAACUGAGAAGUUCAAAUACAAAAUAAAUAUAGUUCAUGAAUUCUAAAGAAGAGCUCUUAAUAUUUCUGCAGAUAUGAAUUAAUUCAGAGUAAAUAUGACUAAUGUAGAGUCAAUCGUACCUGAUAUUAAUUAAUGUGAUACUAGCUAUGAUAUAGAAAAUAAAUGUUGGUUAUCAGCUGUUCAUCUCUUAGGAGAAUAAGUUUUCACUAAAUUAACUCUAGGAAGCUAUCAAAAAGUUAAUUUAACCAUUUAUACUAAUUCAAAGUAUGAUUAAAAGCAGGCUAUCCAAAUUUAUAAGACUUAUAUCAUUGAAAAGGGUCUUGAAAACAUAAAUGAGGCAUUUAAAAGUGAUGAAAGCCCUUCGAUUGCAGUUAAAUUCAAUUACUUAAGAAAGUUAAUUAUAAUUUAGCGCAAUUGA
This is a messenger RNA of Tetrahymena thermophila SB210, 768 nucleotides long. Its product is annotated as transmembrane protein, putative. Lineage: Eukaryota; Ciliophora; Oligohymenophorea; Hymenostomatida; Tetrahymenidae. The record is from RefSeq and is a predicted model, not a curated record. The transcript is spliced from 2 exons.